AUGGCCUCCCUCUCCACGGACCCGCUGCCGCUGACCCUGGCAGUGCUGGCGAUCACCGCGGCCACCACGGCCACCCCCAGUGCCACCAGUGCCACCAAUGCCACCCCCGUGGCGGUGCCCCUGGACUUGGUCCCCGACUCCUUCGAUGACCGGUACCGGGGCUGCGGCCGCGCCAUGGCCGCGGCGUUGCCGGCCCUGAACCGCUCCGAGCUGCGGCGGGACGGUCACUUCGCCGAGGCCUGGGCCUCUGGCCGCGGGCCGAGUGGCGCGUCCGGCCGUCCCCUGUGCCCCCCUCUGUCCCCAGCCCAGGCCAUGGCCCUGCUGGCCUACACGGCGCCGGUGCCGUUACACCGGAUAUUCAACGCCGCCGUGCGCACGGCCGGCCGCUCCCGCCAGGAAUACCGGGACAAUUUCCACUUCAAAACUCUGCAUUUCCUGCUGACCGACGCGCUGGCCGCGCUGAGGGCCGCACAGGGACCGCGGGAACGCGUGUUCCGGGGGGUGACCGGGGUCCGGUUCGAGGCGCGGCCGGGCCUCAGGUCCGGUUCGGUCACAUUCGCGUCGGCGUCGCUGCGGCGGAGAGCGCGCGGGGCUUCGGCAACGGACACGGCCUUCGAGGUGCGCACGUGCGAGGGCGCGGCCGUGCGCGAGUUCUCCUUCUUCCCGCACGAGGACGAGGUGCUGAUCCCGCCCUUCGAGACCUUCGAGGUCACCAAUGUCACCGAGGGCGGGGACACGGCAUGGAUCGAGCUGCGCCACGCCGGGACCUGGAGCAAGUACAACUGCGAGUGGCUGCGAGCAGAGCAGCGCUGUGGGGACAGGCCCUGCGUGUUCGACGCGGGCAGGACCAUCGCCCCCCUCGGACAGCUCCUCUUGGCCACUGCAGCCCUGGCGGUGACCACCGGGGUCCUCUAA
Molecule: messenger RNA, 915 nt
Organism: Catharus ustulatus (Swainson's thrush)
Lineage: Eukaryota; Metazoa; Chordata; Aves; Passeriformes; Turdidae
Product: GPI-linked NAD(P)(+)--arginine ADP-ribosyltransferase 1-like
Molecular function (GO): NAD+ poly-ADP-ribosyltransferase activity; NAD+-protein-arginine ADP-ribosyltransferase activity
Source: RefSeq, a predicted model, not a curated record